This is a messenger RNA of Gopherus flavomarginatus (Mexican gopher tortoise), 5034 nucleotides long. It is a transcript of the gene NCBP3, whose product is annotated as nuclear cap binding subunit 3. NCBI's taxonomy places the organism in Eukaryota, Metazoa, Chordata, Testudines, Testudinidae. Gene Ontology annotation, molecular function: mRNA binding; RNA 7-methylguanosine cap binding. The record is from RefSeq and is a predicted model, not a curated record. The transcript is spliced from 13 exons. Bases 16 to 1854 code for a protein of 612 amino acids. Gene Ontology annotation, cellular component: nucleus; cytosol.
GGGCCUGGCGGUGCGAUGGCGGCCGUGCGGGGCCUGCGGAUCUCGGUGAAGGCGGAGGCGGCGGCGGAGGAGGAGGAGCCGCCCCGCGGCCCCGAGCCCGAGCCCAUGGAGGUGGAGGAGGGCGAGCUGGAGACCGUCCCCGUGCGGCGCUCGCUGCGGGAGCUGCUCCCGGAUACUAGUAGAAGGUAUGAAAACAAAGCUGGAAGUUUCAUCACAGGAAUAGAUGUCACCUCCAAGGAAGCAAUUGAGAAAAAGGAGCAAAGAGCGAAGCGCUUUCAUUUUCGAGCUGAAGUGAACCUUGCCCAAAGGAAUGUGGCAUUGGAACGAGAUAUGAUGAAGAAAGCAAUCCCUAAAGUGAGGCUGGAUACAGUCCACGUUUGCGGGGUAGAUGAGAUGAGUACCCAGGACAUCUUUGCCUAUUUUAAAGAGUAUCCUCCUGCUCAUAUUGAGUGGUUAGAUGACACAUCGUGUAAUGUAGUCUGGCUUGAUGAAGUGACAGCAACACGAGCUCUUAUAAAUAUGAGCUCUAUGCCUGAUCAGGAUAAACUCAAAAACAGAGAAAACAACGAGGAGAAAGCAACUGAAAAAAACAAGAAAGGUAGAUGCACAGAAGACAAACAGGAGGAAAGCUCGGACGAUGAGACCGAGGAAGGAGAGGUUGAGGAUGACAAUCCAAGUGAUGUUGAGUUGGAUGCGCUCUCCCAGGUAGAAGAAGAUUCUCUCCUGCGUAACGAUCUACGCCCAGCCAACAGGCUGGCUAAAGGAAACAAACUGUUCAUGAGAUUUGCUACUAAAGAUGAUAAAAAAGAGCUGGGAGCUGCAAGAAGAAGUCAGUACUACAUGAAAUAUGGCAACCCUAAUUAUGGUGGCAUGAAAGGAAUUCUUAGCAACUCUUGGAAACGAAGAUAUCAUUCACGUCGAAUCCAUCGUGAUGUGAUAAAGAAAAGGACACUCAUUGGGGAUGAUGUUGGGUUGACACCUCCUUAUAAACACCGGCAUUCAGGCCUAGUGAAUGUUCCUGAGGAGCCUAUUGAGGAAGAAGAGGAGGAGGAGGAGGAGGAAGAUGAGGAUAUGGAUGAGGAUGACAGGGUUGUGGUAGAGUACCGGGAUGAACUACAAGCUUUCAAACAGUCUCGAGAUCGCAGUGCAGCAAGACGAUCGAGUGCCAGUGCAUCUGAUUCUGAUGAAAUGGACUAUGAUCUUGAACUGAAAAUGAUAUCCACUCCAUCUCCCAAAAAGAGCAUGAAAAUGACAAUGUAUGCUGAUGAGGUGGAAUCUCAAUUGAAAACUAUUAGGAACUCUAUGAGAGCAGAUAGUGUAGCAUCCAGUAAUGUCAAAAACCGGAUUGGCAGCAAAGGAUCGUCAGAAAAAGUUGCAGAUGUAAGACUACUGUUAGAGGAAAAACGUCAGAAUAAUACAGGGCAGCGUCAGCCAGUCAGCACUACAAAAUCGGAUGUACGGCAGAGACUAGGAAAGAGACCUCACUCUCCGGAAGUCAAGCCCCCAAGUAGCACCUCCACCCCUCGUCGAGAAUCGGUAUCCGAUGUACAUAGCCGGUUAGGGAUACCCAAACAAGAUGUGAAAGGCCUUUACUCUGACACCAGAGAGAAGAAAGCAGGUAAUUUAUGGACCCGCUUAGGAUCAGCACCUAAGACACAAGAAAAGACUCCAGAUAAAUCAGAAAACUCAGUAACAUCUCCAGAGGAGGACGAUUCAGAGCUCCAGCGGGCAUGGGGUGCUCUUAUAAAAGAAAAAGAACAGUCUCGCCAGAAGAAAAGCCGAUUAGAUAACUUGCCAUCUCUACAAAUUGAAAUUAGCCGGGAGAGUAGUUCUGGGUCAGACACUGAAUCAUGAUGCUCUUUAGACCCUGAUCGUCAGGAUUUGAACUCUGCAGCACGGCAAGAUUUCCAUUGCCCAAAGGCUGAACAUUAUGGAAGCGUGGCAGGACUCUGAUUGAGGUUCCAGGAGCCUCUCCAUUCUGUUUACACAGAAGUAAAGACCUGUAUACCACUUGACAUUUAAAGCAAUCACAUUUGUCUUCAGUAUGUGUGGCCCUCUGUUGUGUAGGGCAUUGUCAUAUACAUUUAUUACAGCAAACCUGUAGUAGUUAUUGCAAAACAUUUUUUCCCCAAGCUUCAAACUUUAAAGAAGGAGCAGAACUCCUGGAUUUUGUAGAACUUUUUGUUCUUAAUCUUUUUAACGUGGAGUCUUUUAAGAAAAUGUUUUACACAGUUCAUCCAAAGAACAGGGAACUUCAGAAUAAUUGCUAUUGCCUUGCCCUUAUAGCUGUUACCAGCACCUUUAGUCUCCUCAUAGGGUAAUAACAGUGAUGCUUCCUGGGUGCGCAGCCAGCAAGGGUAAAGCUUAUAAAGGGAUUGCUGUCUCCCACUCCUCCAAAAUACUGAAUGUAAAUCUAAACUAGACCUCCUAGUAGGUAAUACUUCAAAAUAACAUCAGAGCAGCACCACUAUAUUAGUCUCAAAAAGGAUUCUGCUUCAUUCAUUUUGGUGAUAACUUUUUGCUUUAAGUGAAGAUUGACAAGUUCAAGACUGCGGAGUUGGAUUUGUUGACAAAAUUGUGCAAAUUCCUGAGAUGAAUUUUUUUGGAGUUUAAAUGUUGAAACAAUUUUACAAAAAUAUUUCAAUAUAGCUGUAUUAUGUUUGAAGAAAUCUUAACAAUUUAAAAGCUUAAAAUAAUGUUUAUAUUUGUGAGAAUUCUGUUGGCUACAGUGAAAGCUUGUAGUGGUGUUUUCAUAAGUGCUGUUGAACUACACACACAUAUAUAUAUAUAUAUAAAUAUGAUUGAAAGAGAAAAGGAAAAUAUAGGAUCAGUGUUUCAUGUCAAUAUUUUUGAAUGUCCUAACUGUAUAGUACAUGUGGAUGUGCACAUGGUUGACUAGUUACAUUCACUUCACUUUUCUUACCCUUGUCCUCUUCCUUAGUAGGUAAAAAGGUUAAUGAAUGUGCAACCGUCUUCUGGUUUGUUUUUUAUUAUUUGUGGCAUUUAUUUUGAUUGCCCACAACUCGGGGAAAAGGAAUAAUGUGUAUGACAUAGCAAAAUAUUACCUGCCAAGAUUUGACAGCCUGCAAAUCUGUUCGCGUUGUAUCUAAUUCCUAGGUUCUGUUAGCGCAAAAUGUCAGUGUGUCCCUUCCCCAUCUUCCUUUUAAACAUAUAUUUUUCUUCUGUUUUCUGAUUUUUUCAUACUAUAUUGAAAUAGGGUUGGGGCUUUGCAAAAGCAAGGAAUCUGCCGUUAACCUCCGUUAUGUCAGUGUGUGUAUAAGAAUAUUAUGUUCUAAUAGCAGUAUAUGAAACUGAAGAUAAGCUACAGUGACUAAAUACAGCAGGGUGAGCUGGGGACUGACUGGGCUUCUAGCCUUAACUAUUUCUUUGCUUUUGUGACGUUCGCCCUUUUUUAUAUAUUUAAUUGAAUUGAAUAUUGUCUGGUAAACAAGGCUGCCUAAAAAUACUGUUCAUGACAAGAGUAAAUGACUGCAGUAUCACUGUCAUGGGUUAUUUUGAUGUGUAUUUUCAUUAAUAUAUUUCCCUUUAUAAAGCUUUAAAAUAGAACCAUAUCUAACCAUACAUUUGACACCUUAUCUAUAUUAACAUCCUGAUAAAAGUUCCCUUAACUGCUGUGUUUGUGCCAGUAAAUUACUUCGGUUGUAUUGCUGGUUUGACUCAAAUAUCACAACUUACUUUUUAUGGAAGUAGAGAUUGUGUAGGCCCCUGAUCAUGUAAGCUGCACUGCUCUGGAACCCUUGCAGGUUUCUGCUUAGGCAGAGCAACUGGGCCUUUAAUUUGCUUUUAGUGUUGCCGAUGGGCAUGCUGCUGUGUCUUCCUUCUCAGCCAAGAAGUGGCUAUGCCUUUCACACAUUUCACAGUCGGAGGGUCCGAUAUCUUUAAAAUCUUUAGGCCUGAGUCCUCAUAGCCCUAAUUGUGAGUGUAAUGUAAGUGUAUUGUUAAAGGGACCAUACAAAGGAUUCGUCUAAAAUUGACAUUGUGCCCAUUUUUGCUUCUUUAUGAAGUAUAAAAAGGGUUUGAAAGGUAUCUGACAGUAUCACGUGUCAGUCUGGUUUUCUCUGGUUUGGCUACAGGACCCUAUCCGUUGUCUCAGAUGGGGUGUGUAUUGUUUUCUCUCACCUUAAUUAAAAGUGGGUAGUGAGUCUUUUUAACAAAGAUAUCCUUUCCCAAAAAUGUUAAUUACUCAAAUUAAGCAGAUGUUAACAACAGACAUAGGAAAAAGUAUUAAGCAGAUGUACUAAAAAUCCUUCUUCCCUCCUUUCCCCCACCCCCCCAUUUUGCUUGGUUUUUUGCACGCUCUUCAUUCUUGUUUGGUUGGCAUUUCACUAGUUCUCAAGUCAUUAUUGUGUCUUCUGUGCAAGACAAAUUAAAUUAGUAACAUAAAAGGCAAGCUGGAAAAAAAAAAAAGCCUGUAGGUCUCUCUGCAACAUAAUGAAGCAAAAAGCACAUAACCAAAAAAGGAAAGAAAAAAUGGACACCUUUAAGUGAUUAAUGUUGAUAAAUGUUCAAAUAGUGAAUGUGAGAAAUUUGAGCUGUCUGUUCCGUUAGAAUAAACGAAUUCUGUUCAAACUCUCUCAGAUUUGGGAAUGAAUAUUCUGGUUUUGCCGUGGAACCUAUGCCAAGGAAAGGAAAUGAGCAUUCCUCAAUUUUAAGUGAACUGUUAUAGAAAUACCUUAAGACUUUAUUUAGAUCAUUUCUUAUUAAAGAAAAAAUCCUCUUUUAGUGAGUGAUUCAGGUGACUUGCAUUCUGUUUUUCAAAAUAAAUUGACAUGGCAUUUUAGGCCGCAAUUCUCCAUGGGCAGAACCAGGCUUUAGGAUUUUAAAACCAAGAUUUUAUUUCAGGUAAGUGCAUCCAAUACCAGACAAGGGAAAGAAGAGAGCAAAGGUCCUUUUUUAUUUUAUUUUUUCAAUUCAAGGCAAAGAAUAUAAUGUGAAAAUAUUUAUACCUUUAUUUAAGCAGAUAUUGCUGAUGUCUGUUGGCUUGAUCUUCCAAAUAAAAACUGCUAGAAAUUA